Pseudogymnoascus destructans is the source of this 5092-nucleotide messenger RNA. RefSeq lists its product as uncharacterized. Gene Ontology annotation, cellular component: membrane. The coding region runs from base 176 to 5092 and encodes 1638 amino acids. The transcript has 2 exons. Lineage: Eukaryota; Fungi; Ascomycota; Leotiomycetes; Thelebolales; Thelebolaceae. The record is from RefSeq and is a predicted model, not a curated record.
CGAUUGUGUCGGUGACAGUUGCUGUUGCUUGGAUAUACUGUAUUGUUAUCUGCUUCACCCUGCAUCUUCAACCGCGAGUUUACACUUCAAUCUCUGUUCGCAUCAGCUUAUCCACAUUGCGUCGAUUUCACUUGUUGUGGUCCUUUUGUAGCUGUCGGCGAUAGCUUCGAUCGACAUGUCCGGCAAGCCAGCGCCGUACUGGGGAGCUAUCAACCCACCGCCAGACGUUGUCACUCAACGACAGGGCUCUCUUCGAAAGGGCUCUGUAGGCAAUGGAUCCAUGGGCCCGAAUCUGCAGAAAGCGCUCCCUACUGAACCAUAUCCGCGAGCCUCCCAGCCCCAGCCCCAGCCCAGGCCCGACCGCUAUUCGAUCCAUAGCCAAGCGCCCACGGAAUCGACGCUGAGCCCAUUCGCAUCGCCAGUCGAAUCGACAUUCCGCGCAAAAGGCCUUGCGCCUCGACCCCCUUCAUAUCAAUACGGCGAAGACCCCUACAAUAAGGAAUCGUUGGAGAGACGGCGCAAACGCGCCAGUGGAGAAAAGGCGCAACAACUAUUCGAAGAAAGCACGGGCCCGCCACCAGCAGCCCCGGAUGUUCCUCGACAGGGCCCUCCAUCGAGCUAUAGUCCUCCACAGUCCAAUGGCGACCGAUACUUGGAGUCAGAGGGCAUCAGGUCCCGAAGGCCACCCGAACCCGUCGAACGCGCCAGACAAAACCCCGAUUAUUACCGCGAAGCUUCCCAAUUGAACAAAGACCGCGGAGCUGGGCGCAGGCCUCUGAAUGUCGAUACAGAACUCGGUCGAGCAAAUACUACUGGAAACCUCGCGAGUCGCGACGACAACCCCGAGAGAUCAAAUAUAAGACGAGGGAGCGUACAAGCGCGAAAAGAGAGGCCGGAAAUCCGGAGCGCGGUUGCUAAUUCGCAAAACCGAAGGCGAUCAAGCGCUACCGAGCCAGGGGCACAACAGCAGUAUACGUCAAAAAGGUCCCCGCUGCAGAGGCUAGAACAGACUUUCAUCGCCAAGGAAGAGAAGCGGGCCCGCAUGGAAGAAGCUGAACGGCGCGCAAGAGAGGCGAAAGCAGGCCGCAGUGGUCAAAACACCGUCCAUUUCGGAGCCAGACAACCCGCAGAUGCGAGAAGCGAGCCGGGGGCUUUGCCAGAGGAAAGAGAGAUACAAAGAGAGAGAGAUACAAGGAGAUUGGGUAUUAUUGGUCAGGAUGACCGCCAGAUUCCGAGUCUGCAAGAAAGCAUGAAACCGGUACCUGUGCGACCUCCUGUUCCCAUCGGAAAAGAUGUUAGCUAUCAGCCGAAGCCUCAACUCCAGCCACAUCCUGAAACUGCGACUGCCGUGCCUGAACCCGACGUAGAACCCGACGUACAACCCCAGCCGGGAGUUCAGCGAGGACGGAGCUUCCGAGAGCGCGCAGGAGCAUUUUUGCAGCGAAAUACCAGUAACAGGCUGAAAAAGAAAGACCCAAAAGCCCCUUGGGAUGCCCUGUAUGAUAAACUCCUUGAUGCGAACAACAAGACUGAAGCGGCAAACAAGGCUAAAGGCCAUGACGAUCAGGCGCAGAGAGCAUUCUCAGCGGUGACCUUUGACUCUGCCCAGGUCAACGCUGGAAACAGAAACCGUGGUGCUGCUGUCGUGGCUAGUGGUGGUUCAAAACGCCAAGACAGAAAUAAUUUGGAUACGGAAGGACUGUCUGAUGAUGAUAGUCUAGACGCCGUGCCAAAACGAGGCAACUCAACGCGGAAAAUCGAACAGCUAAUGGGAAAUAAACUGGGGACAGACAUCCCAAGAACCAUAUCCCCACAACAGCAGCAACUCUAUGCGGACAGACUUGAUCGCUCGGAGGAGCUGGGCCCAGAGUUAAAUGCUAAUGCUGAGCGUGGACUUGACAGUGGAGCAACAGAGGUAGCGACUGUAAAUGGACCACGGUACGCCGUCCCCGCGGUGACUGCUGCUGGGAAUUAUGGGCAGGAACAGGCUGCAACGGGGCCGGAUGGACAUCAUUUUAUCUCAAAGAUAGUCCACGCAGGCCGUAAUAGGCGAGAUCCGUUUGAGCCAGGAUAUGGCCUGUACGCUCCAACAGAACGGCUGUUUGAGUGGAAGACUGCGGGUGUGGCAUCUCUGACUGGAACGUUGCUUGAUGUAAAGGAACCUCUACCAAAGCAAACAGAAGCAGACAAAGAUAAGGCGUGGUGGGAAGCUGGAAACACUGGGAGACGAAGGCGCAGUGUUGCCAAAACGACUGAAGAUGCAGAGACUCACAAGGAGACAAAAGAUGGCCCAACUGGAUUCAGCCCACGCCUAUUCUUGAAGUGUGGACCUCUACUCCGUUAUGCUGGUAUGAAGAAGGAGAUGGCUUCUCAGCGACCUGGGAGCCGCACCACAGCCCCCGCCAAAGAAAUCUGGAGAGGCAGUGUGAUGAUAGUCACAGAAGAUGCACGUUCUAAGUACGAUGAAGCGGUGCCGACUCUGCGUCUAUUUCCCCAGCCAAAAUCUCUGUUCCUGCCACCGCCACGUCACUUUAAGAGCGGCGCUGAUGUUGCACCGGAGUACGUAGACCCUCUUGCUGGGCAGACAAAGGUUGGGCGCGAUGGGAAGACGUUGUAUGUUCGCCCAGUGGAGGAAUUGGAAGAAGCGAUCGACCUGUCUAGAAAUGAGUCCGACGAAGGUAUCUUUGAGGGCCAACGCAGCCCGUCAGCUCAUGCAGAUGGCUCUGCUGGGCAAGUGGAUGGCGAGAUGGCUGGAAAGGUAGCUACCGUCAAGGGAUUCCGUCUACACGCCGAACCCGGUGUUACAUUUUGGCGCUUCAAUAUUGAAGUUGAGGUUACCGACAAGCAACAACGCAUUGCAUAUAAGAUCAACAAUGGUCCAGCUACUGGUUUCUGGGUGCCAGCUGUGGGACAGUCUAUGAACCUGAUGUUCCACAGCUGCAACGGCUUUAGUCUUAGUGUUAACAGGGACGAGUUCAGCGGACCUGACCCGAUGUGGCGUGAUGUGCUGAACACACAUCAAACGCAGCCAUUCCAUGUUAUGAUUGGAGGCGGAGAUCAGAUUUACAAUGAUUGUGUGAAUCAGACGGAGCUUUUCGCAGAUUGGCUUGCUAUGAAAAACCCUAUGCACAAGCACAGUGCAUCAUUUACGGCAGAUAUGCAGGACGAACUGGAAGAAUUCUACCUGAACAGAUACUCUAUGUGGUUUUCCCAGGGCUUGUUUGGCCUCGCCAACUCUCAGAUUCCUAUGGUGAAUAUAUUUGAUGACCACGAUAUCAUUGAUGGCUUCGGAUCUUAUCCGCACCAUUUCAUGGACUCGCCAGUGUUUUCGGGGUUGGGCAACGUUGCAUUUAAAUACUAUAUGCUCUUCCAACACCAGAGCAGUAUCGAUGAGGGGGAAGAUACGGAACCUAGCUGGUUGAUCGGUGAAAGCCCUGGACCAUAUAUCAAGGAGAAUAGCCGCAGCGUUUUCAUGUCUAUGGGAGCGGGCAUCUCCUUCCUUGGAAUGGAUUGUCGGACGGAGCGCGGUCGCGAAUAUGUGCUGUCGGAGGAAACGUAUCAAAAGAUCAUGGACCGAUGCCACGAUGAGAUUGUAUUGGGUGAAACUAAGCAUCUUAUUGUGUUGAUGGGUGUUCCGAUUGCAUACCCUAGACUCGUGUGGCUCGAGAAUAUUCUCACUUCGAGGGCCAUGGAUCCUGUUAAGGCUCUUGGUCGGGCAGGUCUAUUCAGCAGCCUCCUCAAUCAGUUUGAUGGUGGUGUUGAGAUUCUCGACGAUCUUGAUGACCAUUGGACAGCCAAAAGUCACAAAAAGGAGCGACAGUGUCUCAUCGAAGAUCUCCAAGACCUGGCAGCUGAUAAGUCAGUUCGGAUUACCAUUCUCGGCGGAGACGUGCAUCUCGCAGCCAUCGGACAGUUCUACAGCAACCCCAAGCUCGGAAUCCCCAAAGACAAGGAUCACAGGUACAUGCCGAACGUCAUAUCCUCCGCUAUCGUCAACACACCACCACCAGACAUGAUGGCAGACAUCCUCAACAAGCGCAACAAAGUCCACCACUUCGACGACGAGACCGACGAGAGCAUGAUCCCAAUCUUCACCCACGACGUCGACGGCAAGAAGCGCAACAACAACUGCCUCCUCCCCCGCCGCAACUGGUGCUCCAUCCGCCCAUACAACCCCGAGCUCUCACCCCCAUCAACACCAUCCGACGAGCGUAGUCCCAGUCCAGAGCGCCCUGGUCUUCUGCGUCGUCUCUCUAUAACUCGACGCCCGACGUACCGCGCGGACGCACCAAUGCGGAAUGAACCGUCCCGCCCGCCCGUUGCCCGCGGCGGCAGCGGUCUGCUACGCCGUCUGUCUUCGAGCCGAGGACGUCCGACGGAGCCAUACCCUGGCGGAAGACCAGAACCACCUCAGCGCACGCUCAGUCUCACGCGGGACUUCCGUCCCGCAGCGCUCUUCCGCCGCCUAUCCGGCCGACAAGGGAAGCGCACCACCGAUAGCGGCGGCAUCAACGGCUACAGCUCCGAGACGGACUCUGAGCCGCCAUAUAGCAGCGAAGACGUGCGAAUACCACGCAUCAGAGGCGGUGCCGGGGACGAAGACUACUUCAGCGCUAAACACAAGGGUAAGCAACCCGUCUGCAACCAGAGCAGCGACGACGCCUUCAGCUUUGAUGAAUCCCCCCCCUUCUCCACCACCGCCGCUCCACUACCACGCACACGCGCCCACUCGCGCCCCCCACCAAGCCACCGCAACAACUCCCUCUCCUCGCGCGUGCAGUCUGCGGAAGCGAUUGGGUUGCCGGGCGUUCCGCCGCUGCGGGCGUUCCAUCGCACGCCGACGGGGCUGAGUCAGAAGGCGGCGAAGGCGGGGAGGGAGAUGAGGGAGGAGGAUGCGAUUGAUCUGGAGGGGGGGCUGGAGAUUACGUUGAAUGUUGAGGUGAAUCAGAGGGAUCCGGCGGGGAUUACGGCGCCGUAUCGGUUGUUGGUUCCGGCGCUUUUUUUUGAUGGGGAGGGGGCGAGGGGGGUGGAGAGGAAGAAUAGUGUGGUGCAGAGGUUGAUGGGGAUGGGGAGGGAGGGGGUGGGCAUGUGA